Molecule: messenger RNA, 1676 nt
Organism: Ailuropoda melanoleuca (giant panda)
Lineage: Eukaryota; Metazoa; Chordata; Mammalia; Carnivora; Ursidae
Gene: RRAGC
Product: Ras related GTP binding C
Exons: 7
Coding region: 37-1062 (341 amino acids)
Biological process (GO): negative regulation of autophagy; positive regulation of TORC1 signaling; cellular response to starvation
Cellular component (GO): lysosome; Gtr1-Gtr2 GTPase complex; nucleus
Molecular function (GO): GTP binding; GTPase activity
Source: RefSeq, a predicted model, not a curated record
UUAUCUUCUUUCUUUUGACAGGUGGUGUUUCAUAAAAUGUCACCCAACGAGACUCUCUUUUUGGAAAGUACCAACAAGAUUUAUAAAGAUGACAUUUCCAAUAGCUCCUUUGUGAAUUUCCAGAUAUGGGAUUUUCCUGGGCAAAUGGACUUUUUUGACCCAACUUUUGACUACGAGAUGAUCUUCAGGGGAACAGGAGCAUUGAUAUAUGUCAUUGAUGCACAGGUAGAUUCCCUAGCAGCGUGGGAGAUGGAACUGCAGAGGCGUGUUGGGAGCAGACAUGCCAGUGUGCGAGUACAGAACGAUGACUACAUGGAGGCUUUAACAAGACUUCACAUUACUGUUUCUAAAGCCUACAAAGUUAACCCAGACAUGAAUUUUGAGGUUUUUAUUCACAAAGUUGAUGGUCUGUCUGAUGAUCACAAAAUAGAAACACAGAGGGACAUUCAUCAAAGGGCCAAUGAUGACCUUGCAGAUGCUGGGCUAGAAAAACUCCACCUUAGCUUUUAUUUGACUAGUAUCUAUGACCAUUCAAUAUUUGAAGCCUUUAGUAAGGUGGUGCAGAAACUCAUCCCACAACUGCCGACCUUGGAAAACCUAUUAAAUAUCUUUAUAUCAAAUUCAGGUAUUGAAAAAGCUUUUCUCUUCGAUGUUGUCAGCAAAAUCUACAUUGCAACAGACAGUUCCCCUGUGGAUAUGCAAUCUUACGAACUUUGCUGUGACAUGAUUGAUGUUGUAAUUGAUGUGUCUUGUAUAUAUGGGUUAAAGGAAGAUGGCAGUGGAAGUGCUUAUGACAAAGAAUCUAUGGCAAUUAUCAAGCUGAAUAAUACGACUGUCCUUUAUUUAAAGGAAGUGACUAAAUUUUUGGCACUGGUCUGCAUUCUUAGGGAAGAAAGUUUUGAACGAAAAGGGUUAAUAGACUACAACUUCCACUGUUUCCGGAAGGCUGUUCACGAAGUUUUUGAGGUGGGUGUGGCUUCUCACAGGAGCUGCGGUCACCAGACCAGUGCCCCCAGCCUAAAAGCGCUGACACACAACGGCACGCCACGAAAUGCCAUCUAGCCUGAAUUCCAGCUGUUGGGCUCUGUGCCAGCUUACUCUUCACUCCAGGGUCAGAUGCCACGUGCUACAGGACAGGGGAGCUGCCGCUUGUGGGAAUCCUGGUGCCUGUGCGACUAGAGACAAGGGGUAGAGUUCCUCAUUUGGAUGAAAACCCCUUCAACCAGUGGUGUGCAACUGAAGCUACUAUUUUUUUUUUUUUUUUAAUGGCAAAAAAGAAUUCUUGAGACUACAGAACUCAGUGUGUCUUUCUCCUCUUUGGGGUCCUCUUUUAAGUAGUUGGGAUAUUUUGGACCUGGAGAUAACACCAUUUACCCAUCCUUACCAGAGAAUGUUGCUGUCAAUUACCAGUUGGAAAUUAUAGAAAGAACUGAAUUUUUAUAUGCUUCACUUAGGUUUUCAUUUGAGUAGUCUCUAAGAAUCCUGCCUUGCUUAAGUUCUAACACUGCCUCUCAGAUUUCAGUUUUGGACUUUGCACACCUAAGACGUUUUAAAUGCAUUUGCUUGCUAACUCAGAAGACACAUGGUCUGACCGCAGCAAAGGACAUUCCUGUGUUUGUUACUGAAAAAACGAGAAAGUUUUAUGCUGCAUCAGGUCGAGAGCAAGGCUCAACAGU